Messenger RNA from Effrenium voratum, 732 nucleotides. The record is from the annotation of a GenBank genome assembly. Lineage: Eukaryota; Dinophyceae; Suessiales; Symbiodiniaceae.
AUGGCCGCUCCCGUGAAGUUCGACGACCUGGAGAAGACCGCCAAGGAGGUGCUGUCGGAUGACUACCAGACCAGCGGCUACCAGUUCAAGGCCAAGCAGAAGACCGGGCUGCAGGGCUCCGUGGUGACCACCACCAUUGACCUCUACCCCACCAAGGACACCUGCAUGACCCCGGCCAAGUUGACCUGGCGCCUUCCCCAGCCCGGGGGCUGCCCCUUCAUCGUCAUUGACAAGCUGGAGGUGGACAAGAGCGGUGGCGUGAAGUUGGAGGGCUCCACUGACAAGGUGAUGAAGGGCCUGCGGAUUGACCUGAAGCCGGAACUCAGCGACCUGAAGAAGACCAAGACCGGCUUCACCUACACCGGCUUCCCGGACGUGCGCAUGGCCCUGGACACGAAGGGCGUGGAGCUGAAGAACGUGGUGGGUGAGGUCACCUUCCAGGCGGGCCCCACGGUGCUGGGCGCCAAGUUCGCGUCGCCCUGGUGCCCGGACUUGGGCGUGCGCUUUACGCACGGCCCCUUCUUCGCAUCUUUGUACUCGAAGGAGAAGUUCGGGACCUUUGUCGGGGCGUGCCACUACAAGGCAGCUGACAAUUUGAGAGUGGCUGCCAACUACACCUUCGGCGGCUCCAAGAAUGGCACCUGCGGCCUGGCUCUGAUGUACAGCUGCAACAAGAACACCAGCAUGAAGGUGAAGGUGGAGCAGGACUUGGGCGUGAGCUGCGCGGUGUGA